Messenger RNA from Lytechinus variegatus (green sea urchin), 2625 nucleotides. RefSeq names its product fibropellin-3-like. Bases 1 to 1338 code for a protein of 445 amino acids. Gene Ontology annotation, cellular component: plasma membrane; protein-containing complex. Gene Ontology annotation, biological process: establishment or maintenance of epithelial cell apical/basal polarity; heterophilic cell-cell adhesion. The transcript is spliced from 12 exons. The record is from RefSeq and is a predicted model, not a curated record. Gene Ontology annotation, molecular function: calcium ion binding. Lineage: Eukaryota; Metazoa; Echinodermata; Echinoidea; Temnopleuroida; Toxopneustidae.
AUGUUUUUAGACAUUGCAUGCAUCGAUGAUUGUACUCCUACCUCUUGCGCUAACAAUGGAUUUUGUGUUGAUGGCGAUAAUAGUUUUACUUGUGUAUGCUCCCAUGGAUUCACUGGAGAUACGUGUACAGCAUCUAUAUGUGGCUCGAUAGCAUGCGAGAAUGGUGGAGUUUGUUCAAGCUCUGAUCAAUGCACUUGUGCUGCAGGUUUCAUUGGAAGCACGUGCGAGACUAAUAUCAACGAAUGCUCGCCCGAACCCUGCAGAAAUGGAGGAACUUGUAUCGAUGGUAUCAACUCUUACACGUGUUCAUGUCGUACAGGAUAUACUGGAAAUAUUUGUGAUCAAGAUGUUGAUGAAUGUGCCCUCGAUUCCAGUCUCUGUGCCAACGGAAGAUGUGUAAACACCCUAGUUGGGUUACACACUUGUGUCUGCAAUAGUGGUUAUACAUUGACCAAUUCAGAUUCGUGCGCUGCUCUCUCCGGAACUCUCUUUACGAGUUCACUCCGGGUUGAGCUUACUGGGCAAACUCUGGAUGGCGUUUUACUUACUUACACUAACUCUUUGGCAAAUAGAUUAUCAGACGAGUUCAUGGAAUAUGAUACCACUUUCUGUUUCUUGUUUAGUGAGUACGUAAGGGCUUCAUUGCAAAACAGAAGGUAUCAGCUACUUGGUGACAGUUGUGAAGUGAUAGGGUUUCGUCAGGGCAGUAUAAUUGCUGACAUCAGCUUUCAAGUGACUGCAGCAACUCAAAGUCUAGCUGAUGAUCUUGCGCUGGCUGUAGCUGAUCUGUCUACUGACAUCCCUCGAAGUCUAUCAACGAAUGGACAAUCUCUAUUGGCAGUUUUUACAGCAAACGUUCAGUGUGAUCAGUCAAAUUGUCGGAAUGGUGGGACCUGUACGAAUGCUGCUCAGCAUUGCAAUUGCCCAUCUGGCUUUAGUGGAGCUUUCUGUCAAAAUGUUUCAAGCUCUCAAGGACUCUCUCUUGCAGCCACUAUUGGCAUUGCGGUUGGGGUACCCUUUUUUGUUUUCGUCAUCAUAAGCUGUGCCUGCUGCAUGUUAACUCUACAUUACAGACAACAGAGUCAAGCAAGAAAAAUGAUGAUGACUGAUGAGUAUAAUAACCAACCAGGUUUCUACGGAAAGAGAGCGUUUGAUAGUUAUUCAGAUAACGGUUCCUACGAUGGGAGACGUCAAGCCAUCGAUCGCAUGCGAGUGAAUGGAGCAUCCGUUCAAUGGAACCCAAGAUUGGCAGAAGAUAGGCGUCAUUUCAGUACUCCCUAUGUCGUGGAUGGAAGAAUCCCGGAAAGACGUGUGGAUAGAAAUGCAAUCGUUUAUUGAUUGAUAUGAUGACUUAUGAUGACAUAUACCUUCGAAAAAGGCACGGAUAAGACAACGGAACAUGGAUUAGUGAUUAAUGCUGCAUACUUAUUUUGGGGAACAAUUGGUUUUAAUUAUUAUAACAUGCAUAAGGAGGAAUAAUAUAUAUCGUCGAGGGCAAAAGUGGGUAUUAGACGCAUAGAAACAGUUCUGAAAAGCCUUAGGAAUAUCGAUAGUAUAUGGAUCCUUGUAGAUAAUCAUAUCAAAACAAACUCUUUAGAAUAUUAAAACAAUGACCUGUCAAUAUAACUGACCAUUAACACCAGUCAUUAGAAAAUCUUCGUAUUACUUCACUUGGUCUUUGAAAUACUCCAGUCAAUUAUUUGCAGAAGGAUUCAUUUUACAUCUUUAUUAUGAAUGCUAUAAGAAAUUACUCAUAUUUUUUUAUGGCGCCUUGGGUAUAUUUACUGAUUAAGUGGUACCACAUGUGCUAGCAGAAUCCUUGAAUGUGACUAUUUUUUUUCAUGAAAAAACGUACCCCCUCUAUGGCCUGUUGGAGAAAUUUUACCAAUCAAUAGCAUCUCCAAAACCAAACUCAACUUAAUAUCAUCCAAUAUGUUUAUGACACAUUAUAGUAGAGUGUUUAAUUCCUUCCUUUAGUCGAUUUUAAACGCAAAUCUUUUGGGAUAAACGGGUCCCAGAACUGGUCUACUUGGAUCCUGUAGUUGUGGAACCAAGAGCUGAUUCUUCCUGGUGAAGUGAACCCAGAUUGAAAAAUAUGAACAGCGUAUCAAGUUCUUUUUUGGAAGGGAAAGGCUGCUUGAAGGAAGAGCACGAGUUCUUCCGUAUGUUCACAGAGAAGGAAUAUUUUGGGAAGAUAUGAUUUACAAUGUUAAAGCUCAAAUUGAACAGCUGAAGAUGAAGUCACAUUGUGUUCCUCUCUGUGAACAGUCAUAAGUUAAAGGGGAGGUUCAUCCCAACAAAACGUUUAUUUUAAAUAUAGCAGAUACAUGAAUAACAAACAUUGAAAAAUCCAUCAAAGAAUGAAAAAAAUAUUUGAAUGCGAGCAGCUUUCCUACAUGUUGGAUGGUAAAAUCAUUUUCCCUAAGUAUAUGAAUAGACAAAUUAUUUUACACCCUUUCUUAAAAAGAAACAAUGAUAAGUCAUCACGAACCAUUUUGAAACUAAAAUUUAUGCAUUUUAUAUUACAUACCAUAUGGGGAAGCAUCUCUUUAAUGACGUCACAAACCAAAACUUAAAACUCUAAUAACUUUUUCAAACUUCAUUAGAUUUUCAUCAAACCUUCAC